Messenger RNA from Panicum hallii, 2004 nucleotides. RefSeq names its product cell division protein FtsZ homolog 2-2, chloroplastic-like. The coding region runs from base 263 to 1687 and encodes 474 amino acids. The record is from RefSeq and is a predicted model, not a curated record. The transcript has 8 exons. Lineage: Eukaryota; Viridiplantae; Streptophyta; Magnoliopsida; Poales; Poaceae. Gene Ontology annotation, molecular function: GTPase activity; GTP binding. Gene Ontology annotation, cellular component: cytoplasm; chloroplast. Gene Ontology annotation, biological process: chloroplast fission.
UCCCGCUCAGGGCUCAGCCGCUCAGGGCCUGAGGUUCAUCUCCCUCUGUUUCUUAAACCCUUUUCCUCUCUCGGACUCUCUCUUUCCUUGCUCUUCCUUCGCUGGCGGCGACGACUGGGCGAGCGGCGGCGCCAUUUGUCCUGUCUUCGCCCAGCCCUUUGCCGGCGACGAGCGCAUCCUCCAGCUAGUUUCAAGGUGAAUUUAUUGAGGCGUCAGGGGCUACAUUCUCCAGUGCAAGCAAAAUUUUGGUUUAGAGCAAAGGAUGGCAGCGCAGCUAGUUUUUUCCAAUGCUUCCAGUUGCCGAUGCCCAUUAGGCAUUUCACCGAAAAAUGUUAGGAAGACGCUUCUUGGUGAAAGUGCAAGAAAUUUUCAGAGAAAGAAGUGGUUUUCUAGUGGUUCAUAUCGCUCUUCUCGAUUGGAGUGCUCUGCAAACUCCCGUCGAGCAGGGCCAAGGCGUACCAAGGAUACCUUAUAUGACAUUCACCCUGAGAUCUCCUUGCUUUAUGGAGAGGAUAAUGGUGCAGCUACUGUAUCCAGCAAGGAGCAGGGUGUUGACGCUGCAGCUGAAAGAUUGGUAGACGCUCCUGCCUCUUACCGCUACAAUGAGCCCAGGAUUAAAGUCAUUGGCGUUGGAGGUGGUGGCUCCAAUGCUGUGAACAGGAUGAUUGAGAGCUCCAUGAAGGGCGUAGAAUUCUGGAUUGUGAACACUGAUUUUCAGGCUAUGCGGGUAUCGCCCAUUGACCCGGAAAAUAGGUUACAGAUUGGCCUGGAACUGACACGUGGUCUUGGUGCUGGUGGGAACCCAGAAAUCGGCAUGAAUGCAGCCAAGGAAAGCCAGGAGUUGGUAGAACAGGCAGUUGCUGGUGCUGAUAUGGUUUUUGUGACGGCUGGAAUGGGCGGUGGGACAGGCACUGGUGGGGCGCCUAUUAUUGCAGGGAUUGCUAAGUCCAUGGGUAUAUUAACUGUUGGAAUCGUGACAACCCCAUUUUCAUUCGAGGGAAGAAGGCGAGCUCUUCAAGCACAAGAAGGAAUUGCAUCAUUGAGAAGCAAUGUUGAUACACUGAUCGUAAUUCCAAAUGACAAGUUACUCACUGCUGUAUCCCCAAAUACUCCUGUGACAGAAGCAUUCAAUUUGGCAGAUGAUAUCCUUCGGCAAGGUGUCCGUGGGAUCUCAGAUAUAAUCACUGUGCCAGGUUUGGUGAAUGUAGACUUUGCUGAUGUUCGGUCAGUUAUGUCAGAUGCAGGUUCAUCAUUGAUGGGCAUUGGAACAGCAACAGGUAAGACACGAGCCAGAGAUGCCGCACUUAAUGCCAUACAGUCUCCUCUACUUGAUAUUGGUAUUGAGAGAGCUACUGGAAUUGUAUGGAAUAUCACUGGAGGGAAUGAUCUGACCUUGACAGAGGUGAACGCGGCAGCUGAAGUAAUCUACGAUCUUGUCGACCCUGGUGCAAAUUUGAUUUUUGGCUCUGUUAUAGAUCCAUCAUACACUGGCCAAGUGAGCAUAACUCUGAUUGCAACUGGAUUCAAACGCCAGGAGGAAAGUGAGAAUCAAUCUUCGCAGGCUGGGGGAGACAGCGACCGCCGUCAAUCGGGUUGGUUUUUUCCCACUUCCCAGGAGGAAGGUCCUGGAUUGCAGAUCCCAGAGUUCCUGCAGAGGAAAGGCCGUUCAGGGUUCCCGCGAGUCUGAACGUGUGCUACAGUAGUUUGGUUCACUGCUCUUCUUUAUCAUGGUUUGGUAGUUUGGUAUGCUGCAGCUUCUGUUUCUAGGUCUCUUUUGUAGCAAGAUAUUGAUUGUUCGUGGUAGUGCUGGAGCAGAUUUUCAACCCUGACUCUGUGUGCAAACUAAGCCGCCUGAGUAGAUUGGGCUGGGCUUCUAUGCUUCUGGACCUGCAGUAGAUCAGGAUCUGGUAGUAUCUCAAUUUGAACUCCAUAGGAGCUGUGAAUAAGUCUGCACCAGAGAGCAUACUAUAAUGUUCCGUGUGAAGGAUUAUCUCUGAUUUUAUU